Molecule: messenger RNA, 674 nt
Organism: Saccostrea cuccullata (small rock oyster)
Lineage: Eukaryota; Metazoa; Mollusca; Bivalvia; Ostreida; Ostreidae
Product: putative gamma-glutamylcyclotransferase CG2811
Exons: 2
Coding region: 31-513 (160 amino acids)
Cellular component (GO): cytosol
Molecular function (GO): gamma-glutamylaminecyclotransferase activity
Source: RefSeq, a predicted model, not a curated record
UCAACACUUGUAGUGUUAUACGGAGUGAAAAUGCAACGUGUGUUUGUGUAUGGGACUUUGAGGAAAGAUCAGCCGAAUCACCACCUAAUAUCGAGUGGUAUCCAGUCAGGGGAUUGUAAGUUUGAAGGGUUGGGACUAACUGAGACGAAAUACCCGCUCGUUGUGGCGACUCGCUUCAAUGUUCCAUUUUUAUUGGAUGCACCAAAUGUACCUAACGCUCAUAAUGUGGAAGGAGAGGUAUACACUGCUAACGAGAAGAUGAUGGGUAUUCUUGAUGGACUUGAGAGACACCCCGAAUUCUACACUCGCUGUGAAAUUCCUAUUCUUUUUAAUGAUAAACCCGAGAAGGCGUGGUGUUAUCUAAUGCAGAAAUUUCGACAACCUCUUCUAGAGUUACCGUUCAACCGGAAAUAUGAUUCCAAAGAGCAUGCGCCGUACUUGAGUGGUGAAAAGCGACCAAUAGGAGAAGAAGCCAGGCGGAAGUUCAUGGCGGAGAUAAAAGAAAAUUUAUAAUGGAGGCGUAGUUCUUAGUUUUAACCAGAUGUACUAGUCAGUUAUUAAAGUUACAAUUUAAUAUGAUCCCAAAGAGCAUUUGCCAUACUUGAAUGGUGACAAGCAACCAAUAGAAGAAAUGAGACGGAAGUUCAUGGCGGAGAUAAAAGAAAAUUAUAAUG